CAGCUGUGUGUGGGGGCGGGUAGACUCCAGCAAACCCCUCCUCCUCCCCUCCUAUUGGGCUGUGCAAGGGCUACGACGCGGUGGGAUGGGUUGUGGGGGGUGGGUUGCUGCGUCUCACGGCUUUGCGGCUGAACUCGCCGGUAGCUUAGCGGGACACCGUGUUUUCAUCUCUGGGAUUAAAACCUGAAGUAUCGCUCGUGCGGCAGUGGAAAGCGCUGAAAGCCUCCGGAGGAUGUGGAGAUGCUGAUCCGGGCCCGUGAGCGCGCACAGGCGAACUGACUCGCUCUAGUUCCGUUUGGACACAUUUCUCGAGCGCGUCCUCUCCUGGCAUCCACCUGCCUGCCCAUGGAGGGACGUCGCGAUGCUGUGCACAAGGAGAACUAAAACUUUGGUGUCAACAUGCGUAAUCCUGAGCGGUAUGACCAACAUCGUGUGCCUGCUGUACGUCGGUUGGAUCACCAACUACGUGGCCAACAGCGGUCCUAAAGUUGCGGAGAGCGGCGGCGGCGGCGAGGCGGAGAGAAAGUUGGAGGAGGACAGCAAAGGUGAAACCCUGAGGAUUAUCGAGAGGCUGGACCGGCUGGAGAGCGUCGUCAACGAGCACAUUAAAGAAACUCCUCUGAAGGAUGGGGAAGAUGCGGCAUCCUCGUCAGACGCAGCCUCAGACCCUGCCUCCUCACUCUUCAACCACUGGGGUCACGACCUUGGCCCGGAAAGCCGAAGGGUUGCCCUCAAGAAGUUCAAGUACUAUGGCUACAACGGUUACCUUAGCGACCGCAUCUCCCUCACCCGCCCGAUUCCAGAUUUACGGCCUGACGGAUGCAGAAACAUGUCCUACUCAUCAGACCUUCCCCAGCUCAGUGUCAUCUUCAUCUUUGUCAACGAGGCCUUGUCGGUGUUGCUGCGCUCCAUCCACACGGCCAUCCAGAGGACUCCUUCCCACCUGCUCAAAGAGAUCAUACUGGUGGAUGACCACAGCAACAGCUUGGAGCUAAAGGAGCAUCUGCAGAACUUUGUGGAUGAGACCAAUGCUCAGCACGGCCCGGGGUUCAUCAAGGUGGUCCGCCAUGAUAAGCAGGAAGGACUGAUCAGGUCCAGAGUGAGCGGCUGGAGGGCAGCUUCUGCCCCUGUUGUCGCUUUGUUCGACGCACACGUGGAGUUCAACACUGGAUGGGCGGAGCCUAUUCUGCAGCGAAUAAAGGAGGACCGGACCCGGGUGGUCUCGCCUUCAUUUGACAACAUCAAGUAUGACACCUUUGAGAUCGAGGAAUACCCUCUGUCUGCUCAGGGCUUCGACUGGGAGCUGUGGUGCAGAUACCUCAACCCGCCAAAGUCCUGGUGGACGCAGCACAACAACACGGCGCCUAUCAGGAGCCCUGCUCUGAUUGGCUGCUUUGUGGUCGACAGGAAAUACUUUGAAGAGAUUGGCCUGCUUGAUGAGGGCAUGGAAAUUUAUGGUGGAGAAAAUGUGGAGCUUGGAAUCAGGGUGAGACGUGCAGGUGGCAGUGUAGAGGUCCUGCCCUGCUCUCGGAUCGCCCACAUCGAGCGUGCCCACAAACCCUACACGGAGAACCUGACGGCUCACGUCCGCCGCAAUGCUCUGAGGGUGGCUGAGGUCUGGAUGGACCAGUACAAGAGUCACGUCUACAUGGCCUGGAACGUUCCACUGCAGAACUCAGGAAUAGACAUCGGGGACAUUUCAAAGAGGAAGGCCCUGCGGUCAAGACUCCGCUGUCGACCGUUCAGCUGGUUCCUCUCCAACAUCUACCCUGAGCUCCGAUCCUACAGCGACACAGUUGCGUAUGGCGUGUUGAAGAACAGCUUGAGAGACGACCUGUGUCUGGACCAAGGACCUGACACUGACAACGUCCCCAUCAUGUACCUGUGCCAUGGUAUGACGCCUCAGAACGUGUACUACACCAGCUCCCAGCAGCUUCACCUGGGAGUGCUGAGUCCGACGAUCGACGACGACGACAACAAGUGUCUGGUUGACGUGAACAGCAAACCCAGGCUUCUGGAGUGCAGCUACGGCACUACUAAGCACAUGAAGCUCACCUGGACGUUCACUCAGGGGGGUCCCAUCCAAAACAUGGAGUCGCAGCGCUGUCUGGAGCUGGUGGAGAGCCGACAGUCAGAGUUCAGUUUCCAGCUGGCAAUUCAGGACUGCACGGAUCAGAAAUGGACCAUCACCAACAUACUGACUGUCCUGCCACAGUGAACGUAGUGACACCAGUCAGACAUUAGGAGACCUUUCAUGUGAUGGACUGGUCUAACUGAGGAAGUCUGCCACUUCACACCGAAAAACCAAACUGACCCAAAGCCAGGAUGGACCAUCAUAGAGGUCUGGUGCACAAAUGAUAGUCCAGUUAGAGAUGGACUAACACACUGACCUCAGCAUCAAACUAAGCUCUCAAAAAGUUAGUUUCAGUACUGGACUUAUUUUUAAGGAGAAUCUGCAUAGAAGCAGAUGUGCUCCAAUCAGACACGGACCAUUAGUAACCUAAUAACCAUUUUAUACCAAUGACCUGGGAGAAGAGACACUCACAGAUGGAGCCGGAGCUCUUAAAACUCCCCACUCUGCGAUGGAAAUGAGAAAUAUAGCCACUUGUUCCGGGAGACAGGCUCAUGAAAUCAUGUAAGCAGUCUGGUUAUUGCAGGAGCGGGCCUGUGAUGUAUUCUGGCUCCCAGUCGGUAGUUUAAGUUCAGGCCUGAGCUGCCACAGCCACAUCACACUAUCUCAAAACAAAUUGAGUGAGCGCGGUUCAAUAUGUUUGCGUGCAGACGGACAGAUGCGAGGUGAGCGUAUUGUUGCAAAGCAGCCGGCGUGUUGCUCACGUUUGAUUUUUAGGGCAGGUUUUAAAUCGUUACCAUCACCGCUCGACUGGAGCGGAGCGACCGAGCAGGUGCUGUAGAUUUCCUGAUGUCACUAAAAAGGAGCUGGUCUAAUGAAGAAUACCACAGAGUGAUUUAAACUGGCACUGUGAUAGAAACACCGUCACUCAGGGGUUUCAGAGUGUGUUUUGGGAUUAAAUGGUUUACAGACAGAACCGCCAAUCAUUCUGGCGUGUGUGUACACAUCUAAACAGAAAUCUGGAAACACCUGCCAGGACAAAAGACUUCGUGAUGUGGAGAAGAUGGAGCUUCAUUCCACGGCAUCCGUCCACUGACACCUGGAGCAGUGUGCUGCAGUGUGCACGAUUUUAGAAAUGCUGAAUUAUCUCUGCAGAAAAACAACAACUAACUCUCAGAUUUCCUCACUAUUUAAAAUUUUAGUUUUUCUUUUAACUUUAUCUCAAAAAUCAUGUUUCAAAGCCCUCUCAACACUCAGAAAUAUAACGUGAGUGCAAAAAUAAUCCAGUUGGAUCAAAAACCUACAGAUGUCGUGUUGGUUGCCCACAGGUGGCUGUGUAUCAGAUGCUUUGCUUUGACUUUAAUAGAUACCUGCAGUAUCCCUCAGCAUAUGGAAAAAGUGGGAAUGAUGUGCACAUUUGCCCUUUCAGCACCAGACUUUUUGUUAAUAUGGUGGGGGGUUUGUUAUAAACCAGCCCUGCUCACGUUGGCCCAGCUCGGUGUCUGACUACAGUUUUCAUCCUCACAUUGUCUGGCUGCAUCUGUGCUGUCUGUAAAUUACUAACUGCUCCCAUCAACUUUUUCUCAUUGACCUUAUAAAGGAUGCCUCUCCAACACGUUUGAAGAGAGUAAUCACACAAUGCAACCUUAGAGCAGCAGAAGACGUGGCCACAGCGCUCUCCUCGACGGCUCUGGCUUUUAAGAGCUUACAGCAGAGACGCAGUGAUGAGAGCGCUCAGUCCAUCAUGGUGACUGCUGAGGUCAGUACAGGUCAAAGUCACACCUAAACUAAGAAUUUGUUAGGGUGGCCCAAACCUUGGCUAAAUAUUCAGAAGAAUUAAAUACCACAGAACGUGUACUAAACCUGAUUUCAGGUCCAUCGUUUAUCACAGCAUGUCGGCAAUACUCCUACACGGUCCUCAGAAGAUGUCUAAUCAAGACAAAUAAUUGAAAAUGCCUGCGUAGGUGUAGCAUAAAGGUGCAGAACCUCAGAUAUUUAUUAUCCUAUUUCAGACACUUCCUCCUUUUUCAAUUUUAAACUUUUCAACAAGAAACGCGGCGUUCUUUUCCCUGGAUUUAGAGGUCACUGCUGCCCGCUCGUUGAGUGCCACGUGAAUGAAAAUUUAACCUUGGAUGGUUGUUCAUUCAGAAUACACAGCAAAAAGUAUGAAAAGAUCACAGUAAAAUACAGAUAUUUGGAGUUUUAUGAAUUUACAAAUCCAGCUGUGGUUGUUUUCAUCCAGUCGUCACAGGUCUGAAUUUCAGGCUAAUUUCUUUCAGCUGUUCUUUUUUCAGGGUGAAUCGCUGCAUUUCAAUGACUUAAAAGAAAAGAACUGCGUGCACAAGUUUAAACUUAUUUUGGAUUUUCCAUAAUCGACACAUGGUCAGAAGUAUACGUACAGGCUAAGGCCCAUUAACUUGGUGAUCAUGAUUGAAUAAAACUUGUAGUUUCUUUGCAUCAUUACAAAGGACUGCGCUCAUUGGCCCGCCCAUACUCGGAGCAAUGGGACGGUCCAGGGAACUCAGUGAAGAAUUAGUGAAAAUGCAGAUUUACAUAACUUGGGAGAGUCUCUUGGAGCCAUCUCUAAACAUCUGUAGAUUUCAAGAUCAUCAGUUCAAACAAUUGUAUAAAUUAUUCAGAUGUGUCACCACUUUGCAGACGUCUGAAAGAAGACGAAACUGUCUCUCUCAUGUCAGAGGCAGCUGGUUAGGAAUCCAAAAUAAAUUCAAACGUGUGCACCCAUUUCAUGCUUUGCAUCAAAGAAGUUUACCACACAGCCACCCCACUGUAAAAAAACAUCCCACCCCAAAUUAGCCUGACAUCCAUGGCUGUGAUGAGUGGAUGCAAACUUCUCACCACAGCUCUGUUUUUCUCAACUUUGAAUGCUGUUGGCCGAGGCUGGGAAAUAUGGACCAGACUGACACUUGUAGGCUGGAUAUACAGUAUCUUAAAUGAAAGCAACAUGUAAAAUAUCAUAGGUUACACUUAAAUGGCUGUUUUUUAGACAGGAGCGACUGUAGUUUUUAGGAAUCUUCCCCACAGUCAGUGUGGAUAAUCACCUUUAUUGUUUGCUGUCAAAGUUUCACGUAGCCUAAAAGCUCAAAGCUGGUUUACAGAAGGUUUGUCCUGAACAUUGAAACAACUAAUGCCAGAAGACCGAGAGCCAUUCACUAUGAUUCAAAACAAACAGGUCAUUAAACCACCAAAAAGUGCUUUAAAGACAGAUUAGCAACACAACCUACACCUUCCUUAAACAGGUGUUAAAAGUUCCCCGUUUCCACAACCAGCGUUGAAUUUUAAACUGAUCUCAUCAAGGAAAACAGUUUUUCAGAUGAUUCAAUGCAGCUUUAAAGUGGACUGAAAGUGGCCCAACCCAAACCCUCCACGAUGGCUCACAUGACCUCAGCAUCCAGGUGAAGGAAGGAAACAAAACAAAAUUACACAGCAUCAACAUCUGUAAGGAAGGAGACCGCAUCCAUAGCAUUGCUACAAACUGCAGCUGCAACUUUCUGACGUGAUCAGAUGUUUAGGGGAUUAGCGACACCCGAGAGGAAGACCUCGGUGUCUCUUUGAAAGAAUUAGCAAUUCACUAAAAUGGGAGCAAGCACGACAAUCCAUCCUCCACCACCUACUCGCUGCAGUGAGGUCUUUCUGCACGUCUGUGUGGGCUUUUCAAAGGUAUCCUGAAAGAUGUGUACUCAUCACAAACGAGUUAUGUGCAGAAUUAAUGCAGAAUCACAAAAAGUAACUGAACAGAUGGGAAUCUAGAUAGUGGACAAGUUUCUGAAGGGGGAACUUUUUUCCCUUGAAAAUUCUCCAACAGGAAGCAAAAUCAAUACAAACACUGGUGUGUGUGUGUGUGUGUGUAUUGUGUGUUU
Messenger RNA from Haplochromis burtoni (Burton's mouthbrooder), 5949 nucleotides. RefSeq names its product polypeptide N-acetylgalactosaminyltransferase 18. Gene Ontology annotation, cellular component: Golgi apparatus. The coding region runs from base 362 to 2218 and encodes 618 amino acids. The transcript is spliced from 11 exons. NCBI's taxonomy places the organism in Eukaryota, Metazoa, Chordata, Actinopteri, Cichliformes, Cichlidae. The record is from RefSeq and is a predicted model, not a curated record.